AUGUUUGGAGUCAGCAUCAAUCGCUUCGGCAGUUCAGGCUCCGACCUUUUCGCCAACCAUGCCAUAUCCAACCCGAUAUUCUGCUCAAUGUGGCGAUCAGUUGGGUUCCUGGUAUCGCUCGCCGUUGUCCUCGAGGGAAUGACCUUUGUGGCCUUCGUCGUGAUUCUGGCAGGAGGAAAGCAGAUGAGAGAAACUGGCUGGAAGAUGUUGACGGUGUUUCUGGUCCUGAUUGGUCUUGUACAGGCUGGCGGAAUGGGUCUAGUG
Messenger RNA from Trichophyton verrucosum HKI 0517, 264 nucleotides. RefSeq lists its product as uncharacterized. The annotation marks the transcript as partial. NCBI's taxonomy places the organism in Eukaryota, Fungi, Ascomycota, Eurotiomycetes, Onygenales, Arthrodermataceae. The transcript has a single exon. The record is from RefSeq and is a predicted model, not a curated record.